Myxocyprinus asiaticus (Chinese sucker) is the source of this 4521-nucleotide messenger RNA. RefSeq names its product Golgi phosphoprotein 3-like. Bases 316 to 1176 code for a protein of 286 amino acids. NCBI's taxonomy places the organism in Eukaryota, Metazoa, Chordata, Actinopteri, Cypriniformes, Catostomidae. Gene Ontology annotation, biological process: Golgi vesicle budding; retrograde vesicle-mediated transport, Golgi to endoplasmic reticulum; Golgi organization. The transcript is spliced from 5 exons. Gene Ontology annotation, molecular function: phosphatidylinositol-4-phosphate binding. The record is from RefSeq and is a predicted model, not a curated record. Gene Ontology annotation, cellular component: Golgi cisterna; trans-Golgi network; cytosol.
GUGUGAAAGUGUCCGGUGUAUCUGGAUCCUGUAUCUGGGUGACGUGCACAGAACAGGUACGCGCAGUUCACAGUGCGUAAAUCACCGCGUUACUUGCGUUAGUAGCGUGAGUUGUGAUUGGAUGAGAGACGCUUGCGCUUAUGCUGAUUGGCUGAUCUGUUUUAGAGGCGUGUCCGCAGGUGAGCGCUGCACUGUCAGGUAAACAGGUGAACACACAGGGAAGUGAACAAGACAAACUGACAGAAGUGUAACCGAAAGGAAAAUCUCACAUUGGAUCUUAUUGUAUUUUUGCAGUGAUAGACAGAUGAGGACGGAAUGACCACACUGACGAAGCGAAACCGUCGUGUGGAGGCUCCGGUGGAGAGUUGGAGUAGCGCCGAGGAGAAGGAGGACAGAAGAGAUGUGAACUCUGAUGAAGAGAAGGACACAGACUCCAAAUCACUGAGACUCACAUUGAUGGAGGAGAUUCUGCUGCUGGGACUCAAAGACAAAGAGGGCUACACUUCGUUCUGGAAUGACAGCAUCUCAUCAGGGUUGCGCGGCUGCCUGCUGGUGGAGUUGACGCUGCGGGGUCGCAUUUAUCUUGAACCUCAGAGUACACGCAAAAGAAAACUUCUCGACAGGAAGGUGUUGUUUAAGUCAGCUGCUCCUACAGGUGACGUGCUGCUCGAUGAAGCUUUGAAACAUAUUAAGAACACUGAGCCGCCAGAGAAUGUGGCCAGCUGGAUUGAGCUUCUCACAGGUGAGACGUGGAACCCCCUUAAGUUGAACUUCCAAAUCCGUAAUGUUCGCGAGCGUUUAGCUAAGAAUCUGGUGGAGAAAGGCGUCCUGACGACAGAGAAGCAGAACUUCCUGUUGUUUGACAUGACAACACACCCGUUAACGGAGAGCAACGAGAAGGAGCGUCUGGUGCAGCGUCUGCAGGACAGUCUUCUCGAUCGUUGGACGAAUGAUUCCCGCCGUAUGAGCCACCGUAUGCUCGCGCUGAUCGUGCUGGCUCACGCCUCUGAUGUGCUAGAAAACGUGCUUAUGUCACUUCCGGACGACAGGUACGAAAUCGCCUCCACGCGGUCCCGCAGACUGCUAGAAGCUGACCCCGACCAGGAGAGCGCAAAGGUAAUGACCCCAGCGGAGGAGAUGAUCUGGGCCGUUCUGGCGGCUUUUAACAAAUCCUGAGAGAACAAGAACUGAUCGGUUUUCAUAAACUCACUAGCGACCUCUCUCGGCAGCUUCUGGAACUGCAGCUGAGACAGAUGGGAAAAUGGUUGAGGGUAAAAGCUGUUUGAAACAAACCCGUUUUUAAUCAGUCAGAUUAGGUGCCAUGUUAUUGUAAGAAACACACUUCACUCUCAUGAUGUUUAUUUGCACAUCAACACAUCAUAGAUCUGUCCGUUGCAUCAAAGUAUGUCUGCGGCAUGAACACAGUUGCUCCAAAACCUAGUGAGCUGGGCAGUUGGCAUGAAGUAUUUUUGGGUAGUUGAAAUGUCCUAAUGUGUGACGCAUCUAAAAAGCAUUUUGUUCAUUCUUUCAAAGUUGUUAGGGUUAAGGCAUAUACAUUAGGUACAUGCGUUUAUCUAAAGUGACUAACAGUGCAUUUAAACUACAUAUUAUAUAAGUAUCUGUGUGUUUAUUUUAGGACCUAAUAUAUACAUAUACUGUUAUACAUUCAUAUACAUUUUAACCAAAAAUCUUAAAGCCCAAAGAAGCCCAGCCUUGCUCUCUACUCUCUUCAUAGGCAGCUACCUUCCAAGGCAGCAUCCUAAUUGAAAUAGAGCCUCAUAAGUGGCCGGUUUUGAACACUUUAAAUUGGCAAUAACUUUCUGCACCACACAAAUAGCGCUCCUCACAUGAAUCGACUUGCAUGUGAUUCCGACAGAGUUUUGUGUUAGCAUGUUGCUACCUGCUCUUUGGAACUACGGAGCCCCUUAGAAGAUAGACAGGGAAUUUAUGAUCUUGUAAUUAUUGUGGGUUCCCUCGCAAUUAGGGUUGCCAACUUUCUACCAGCCAAAGAAAAUUUUCCCCCAGCGGGGCUCCAGCGUGAGACGUUGUGCAAGGGUUGAACUAGAGCUUUUUUACAUAGGAAAACAAUUGAAAAACAGUGCCGACAGAUGCAAAAAUGCAAUCGGUGUGAACGGGCCGCUAAUACACUCAAAGGGUGCUGUAAAUGAUUUCAGCCAUUCUACUUCCACGAGACUGAGCCGUUGGAUUAGCCACGCCCCCUCUUUCCAAAACCCGCACUCCAAAAAUAACAAAUUAGUUUUAUUGAGACCAACAUCAUGCAGAAAAAGUUGUUAAAAACAACAGCAGCAAAAUAGCACCCUCAACUGGAAACUGUUAUGAACAACAUGGCAUAAAAAUGGCAUUAAGCCUCAAUGCAGAUAUAUAUAAUUUUUUCUGUGUACACAAAACGUAUUUUGAGGCAAACCUAAACCUAACAAUUAAUUGUAACACCUUACCCACAUCCAAAAAGCCUUGUUUUAUAGCACGGAAGAAAGAGAAACAUUCUGAUUUUUAAUGUGCUUUUGUAAGAUUUUGAGAUAUACUUCCAUGUUUUGAUUGUGAGAUUUUUCCUCAUUUUAACCCCAAACCCCAAACCCCAAACCUAAACAUAAAGUGGAAGCCCUUACCAUGUUUAUAAUUGGUACAAAACCAUGUUUUGUGUACCACGGAAGAAAGGAAAUAUCAGGGUUUAGAACGAGACGAGGGAAGUGUAUGUGAAGCGUACUGUAUAUGAUGUUUUAAAAUACUGUCUAGGUAGGUAGCUCACUAGGUUUUGGAACACAGCUCGUGUGUCGUCAGUUUUUGUGCUAGUUCAACAUUCUUUUUGUUUUCUUUUUUUUAAUUUUCUCCCCAAUUUGGAAUGCCCAGUUCCCAAUGCGCUCUAAGUCCUCAUAGUGGUGUAGUGACUCGCCUCAAUCCGGGUGGCGGAGGACGAAUCUCAGUUGCCUCCGCGUCUGAGACCGUCAAUCUGCGCAUCUUAUCACGUGGCUUGUUGAGCGCGUUACUGCGGAGACAUAGCGCAUGUGGAGGCUUCACGCUAUUCUCCACGGCAUCCACACACAACUCGCCACACGCCCCACUGAGAGCGAAACACAUUAUAGUGACCACGAGGAGGUUACCCCAUGUGACUCUACCCUCCCUAGCAACCGGGCCAAUUUGGUUGCUUAGGAGAUCUGGCUGGAGUCACUCAGCACGCCCUGGAUUCGAACUAGUGACUCCAGGCGUCUUUACUCACUGAGCUACCCAAGCCCCCCCAGAGUUCAACAUUCUUCUAGUUUGAUGACGACGUGUGUCGUAUGAAAUCAGCUGUUCACUUCUUCAUAUCCUGUGUUACAGCUUUUAAACAUUGUGUCACUAUGACAAAAGCCUUUUGUGUCGCUCAAUGUUUUUUUCAUGUACCAGCAGUAGUACGAAAGAUCAAAAGUGAUUAUUCAUGAAAACACAACGCAGGACAAAAGAUUAGACCCAAGACAGUAAUAAUGUAUUCUCUAAAUUAUAUUGAAGAAAUGUUCUGAAAUGAUUUUCUGUGGAAGCAAAUGCAACGUCCCAUUAAUUAUACAAGGUUAAAGUUAAUAACUGCAAUGUAUGUUUUUCUCAAUAUUUAUAUUUUAAAUGAAUUUGGCCGUUCUUCUUUGCAGAUUGUUAGUUGUAGCCAACCAUAUUUACUUUUAUUUCUUUCUUUACAGGUAAAUAAAAAAAUACUCUGCAUAAUUUCUACAAAAUAGUGUAAAUUCUCAGUUCUUUCAACACUCUUGCUGUCAUAUGAACAGAUCUGUGAUGUUUCCAGAGCUUUGCUGAAUGUGUUUGUAGACAGUUUGUCUUUGAUAAACGACCUUCUCUGAUAAGGAAAACCUUGACAAAACUUCUCUCCUACGGAUGUGACACCAAAAUGACACCUUGUGGGAGUGGGAACCACCAAAUAAUGUUUAUGAUAUUUGCACCCAUUAUAGUUCAGUUGCUGUAAAUAAGAGCCAUAUGGGACGUGUCUCUGUAUGAUGAAGAGUCUGAGAGACGACUGUAGACGAUUUAGAAACUCCUUUAUAAGCGUUCUGGGAUCAUUUGGAUGACUUUUCUUCAGUUAAACACAAGAAUAAUCUCCUUGAUUAACUGGACAGCAGAAAAUGCUUGAUCAAUGCAAUAAAUGCAAAAUGUGUUGUGUGUAAAAACAAUUUUGGGGCAUAAUUAACUGGAGGCAAACAUCAAAUAAAAUUAGCCCUUAAAACACAAAUACAAGACCAAAAAAUAAAAUAAAAACGAGAAAAAUCCACCUCGCUCUAGAGAGUACAUGUGUGUGUUGGUUUAAACCAUAGCCAUAUGUUUUACAGUUGUUUGUGAUAACUGGAUAAUGAAUUUUGAAAUCAUUUUAGAGAGAUAGCACAUAGAGCGAUUUCUAGUUGAUGAGAUAUUUUAAAGUGGAGUAUAAGUAUAAAGAUUUAUAUUCAUCCAUGACUUUUCCAGGCCUGAAAAUCUUUCAGUCAUGGGGUUUCCGACUUCUCUUUUCUUUUCUUUUUUUGGGGGGGG